UAUUUUGAUCACUCAAAAAUGAACAUGGGUGCAGUGAAGCUGCAUGGACACUGGUCUAGUCCGUUUAAUUACCGAAUAAUUUGGGCACUGAAACUAAAGGGCAUACCGUUUGAAUAUAUUGAAGAAGAUCUCUACAAUAAAAGCCCUUCGCUUUUGCAGUAUAAUCCCGUUUACAAGAAAAUCCCAAUUCUUGUUCAUGACGGAAAACCAAUCUGUGAGUCCUCGAUUAUCCUCGAAUAUAUCGAAGAGACAUGGCCCCAAAACCCAUUGCUUCCUGCUGAUCCUUAUGAGAGAGUCAUGGCUCGCUUUUGGCUUAAAUUUGCUAAUGAACAGGGGUCUGCACCGUGGAUCAUGUUUAGUAGUAGCGGUGAGAAACAGGAGAAGGCGAAGAAGCAAAGCUUGGAAAUGCUGAAAACCCUAGAAGAGAUGGCGCUAGGAGACAAUAAAUUCUUUGGCGGAGAGAAGAUCGGCAUGGUAGAUAUAGUGUUUGGUAAAUUUGCUCACUGGCUGGGAGUCCUUGAAGAAGGAGGAGGAGAGAAGCUACUUGAAGCUGACAAAUUCCCUCGGUUGCAUGCAUGGGUCCAAAAUUUCAAGGAAGUGCCCACAAUUAAAGAAAACCUGCCUGAUCGUGAUGCGUUGCUCAAAAAAUUCAAUAGUAUUAGGGAAGGGAUACUGGCCUCUCCAUGAUCUUCGUUUGAAUUUAUUUAAUCAUGUAUGAGAUAAUUAAGAGUGUUUUAUAUACUGUGCUUUCUGCUAUCCAUGUGUGUGUUUUGUGCACUGUAAUCUUCCAUGAAAGACUUGAUGAUAUGCUUUGUAAGAAUAAUAAUGGAGGAUAAUAAAUUUCUCAAUUUACA
This is a messenger RNA of Pistacia vera, 854 nucleotides long. RefSeq names its product probable glutathione S-transferase. The record is from RefSeq and is a predicted model, not a curated record. Gene Ontology annotation, cellular component: cytoplasm. NCBI's taxonomy places the organism in Eukaryota, Viridiplantae, Streptophyta, Magnoliopsida, Sapindales, Anacardiaceae. The transcript has 2 exons. Gene Ontology annotation, molecular function: glutathione transferase activity. Gene Ontology annotation, biological process: glutathione metabolic process. Bases 19 to 687 code for a protein of 222 amino acids.